Pisolithus orientalis is the source of this 2337-nucleotide messenger RNA. RefSeq names its product ARM repeat-containing protein. Gene Ontology annotation, molecular function: mRNA 3'-UTR binding. Lineage: Eukaryota; Fungi; Basidiomycota; Agaricomycetes; Boletales; Pisolithaceae. Gene Ontology annotation, cellular component: cytoplasm. The transcript is spliced from 13 exons. The record is from RefSeq and is a predicted model, not a curated record. Gene Ontology annotation, biological process: post-transcriptional regulation of gene expression. The coding region runs from base 164 to 2203 and encodes 679 amino acids.
GCAAAGAGGGCAUUCCACAUCUGGUCAAAUCAACCCCUAAAAAGGAAUAUGAAGAGCGGGGACUCGGUGCAGACAAGCCCGCUGAGCGUAUAAAAAGUGUCGAUCCCAUCCAAAUCCCAGAACUUGUCUCUUUCCCUCGUUCCCCGUUCACCUCACAGAACUGAUGCAGUCCAGCCCCCCACAGACAUUUCGUCCGUUCUCUGACGACUACUACGAUCCGCCGCAUGCCAGGACAUCCGCUGGUUCUAUAUGGGCUCCGAAGCAACAAGAAACAGAGUCUGUCUGGCCACCGCGUCUCGACGGCUUCUCGGGCAGCGGUGAAAAUUUAUCUAUCCCCGCGAACGCUUUACACGAUAGGUUUAGAGUGUUCGGAGGUGCCACGGGCCACAGCAAGGACAUGUUCGGCCCUGCGGGGAUCGUUAGUCCCCCUCGCAAAAAAGACAUUGGGGCCAUCGGAGACGGGAGGAAGAGGAAGAGCCCAGAGUUCGAGGAUAACCAUGUCGAACAGCUCUUGCGUGCUUUGAACUUGAACUCGCCUGUAGCUGGCGGUCAGGGUUCUGCAUGCUCUCCCCCUCGUGAGCAAUCAGCGGACGCGACCGGCGGCUCUCCGGACUUGUCUCCCACUUCGACCACGUCCACCCUCCUCACACCUACAGACCUUUCGCCCGCCAAGUCUCCAUUCGAGUUAAAACUGAAUGCACCCUACGAGGUACCUGCUGUACCUACUGUUAAUGUGUCUUCAUCUUCUCUCUUGCUCGAGCACGGCUUACCUUUGAGAAAUCGCGAAUAUAUGCUUUCCGCUACUCACAACAGCCCUCACGGGAGGGUUCUUGGUGCACACGUCCCAUACGUUGUGCCCUCCAACAGUUUUGCGUAUUUCGAUCACUACGCGGAAGACAGUACUGCCAUGCUCGGCAAUCAAUUGCUUCGUGAGGGGAUACUGCCUCAACUUGGUCAGCGACCAGACGCCGCUGCGACUUGGCGAGCUCAGCAGUCCUACAUCCCGGCCGACUGGUUGACGGAAGAUGCAUACAACAGACUCAACCUUUCGUCGGGUAUGGCCACGGAGGACUCGCCGAAGUCCUCUCUUCCCCAUAUAGCGCUUGCUUCUCGUCAAGACUCAGCAAUGCCGCUUUCUCACGAGCCCAUCAACUUCUUGUCCCUGCUUCAUCCCUCCUCCUCUCCCCCCUACCACGUCUUCGUAGCUCGCAUCAUCAAGUCUUCGGAUCAGCAAGCCUCGAUCUUUUUGCAACAGAAACUGAAAGUGGCCGAUGUUGAAGAGCGGCACAAGAUCGUCGAUGCGAUUUGCGCGCGAGGCUUCGAGAUGAUGUCACACCGUUUUGGAAAUUGGGCUGUACAGAGGUGCCUCGACGUCGCGGCAACGCCGGAAGAGAGGCGCAAGAUCGUUGCCUGCAUGAGAGGUCGGGUCGUCGAUCUCGCUACUAAUUGCUAUGGAUGCCACGUUCUCCAAAAGGCAUUGGAUUGCGAGGAAGAUAUUAGGCUUUUGAUCGUCUCGGAACUUCUUCUUGGAGAUCCUGCGUUGACGCUGACGAACAAACACGCCUCCCAUGUUUGGAGUAAGAUCAUGGAGCUGACCUGGACACCUCCGGCGCCUCCGAUCUUUGCAUACGUCAACAAGUCUUUGAAGGGCAAGUGGGCCUCGCUUGCUUGCCACGAGACGGGUUCUCUUGUCGUUCAGCAUGCGUUUGAGAACCUGGAAGAGUCCGCCAAAGACGGUAUCGUUGACGAGUUGCUCAAUCAAGGUCCUGCCGUUUUUGCUGAGAUUUGUAAGAACCAAUGGGGUUCGUACUGCAUCCAACACAUUCUCGAGCACGGUUCGCAAAAGCAUCGUCAGAUGUGCCUCGACCAUCUCAUCAACGAUUUGCUCGACUUCGCUACCAAUGAACAGGGAUUCAAGUCUGUCACGCGGGCGUUUAAGGAGGCUGACUCUGAGACCACGGCGAGGAUGGUAAAGAGGAUGUGCGAACCAGCAAAAGGGGGUCGCCGUGCCAUGAUCGUGGAUCUCGCCCUUUCGGUCACUGGAAGUCAACUGAUUGCAAGCAUCUUGCCCCAGGCUGACAACGACCAACGCGCCCUUUUGUAUGAUUGUAUUCGGGGCCACAUCGUGACUUUGCGCGGCUGCAAGACCGGCUCAAAGGUUAUCUGGCUAUUCGACAGGAUGCGUGCGUACUAUGGCUACUAAAGACAUGAUGGACCUUCAUAUAUUCCAUGGCCGAGGGGUAUCCGUCGACUCCGCGUUCUGCCUUGGCCCUUUUCAGGUUCAUAUCUAGGAGCAAGCCUCGGUUUAUCUUCCCUAUCCAUCACGGAAACUACGAU